AUGGUUGUUGUUAAAUCGGAGCCAAAAGAUUUGUAUUUGUUCUCGGAUGAGUCUCUCCAAUAUGGGGAUGAUACGUUGAUUGAUGACAAGGAUGCUUUGAAUGACGAUGAAGAUAAUAUGAAUGAGACGGAUGAACUCCAAGAUCAAGAUUGUUCGUUGUCUGACCGUCAGAUGAGCGAAGAGCAUGACUUGGACGAUUCGGAUAUGGUUACCACCGAGAGUAUUGAUGCCGCAACUGGUUUGACCAUCACUACUACUGUUGGUUCUGGUGCUAAUAAGCGCAAGGAAGUCAUGACUUUGCCCCUCCCCCCUGGUUCGCUUCCUCCUCGUAAGCGUGCUAAGACCAAGGACGAGAAGGAACAACGUCGUAUUGAACGUAUUAUGAGAAACAGACAGGCGGCACAUGCGUCUCGUGAAAAGAAGCGAAAACAUGUUGAAGAACUUGAAAAGAAGUGUGUUGUUUUGACUAGUGAGAAUGAACAACUUCAACAAAACAUGCGUCAAAUGAAGGAAUCCCAAGUACAAAUGUUGGAGCAACAUUAUCUGUUGAUGGCCAAGGUCCAGCAACUUCAAAAUGUUCUCAAGACUGCCAAGACUACUGGCGAUUUGAGUGUAUUGGAUAGUGCCGACUUCACUGUUAGUCUUCCUUCGAUGCCAACUGCUACUUUACUUAGCCAAGGCUCUUCGGAUAUGGUCUCACCUGUUAGUACUUCUACCACUACCACUGGCACCAGUACACCAGGUACUUCGGUUGAUGAUUCUAGUGAGAGAGAUAAACUGCACACCAAAGCCAGUAGAUCCUCGUCUCCAUUAUCAUCAUCGUCAUCAUCAUCAACAAUGUUACUGAGUUCAACAGUAAAGGAAGAAGAAUGUACCUCACCAGAAGCAUUGCUUUUGAGUAAUGUCAUCACGACAGCUCCUAGCUUGUCCAACUCCCCACUUCAAUCUGAUAAUCUCGAUUUCGACGACUCAUCAAAUGAAUCAACAAUCUCGACCCCUCCGUCUCACAAUACCUAUAUCAAACAAGAAUUGUUCGAGGACGACAAAGACUCCUACAACUUUGAAAACUCCAACCAGGCGCAUCAUCCAGCAGCGGUGAUGUGUGACCAGCAGCGUCUUCGGUUGACGAAGUUUUCUCCUCUGUCGGAGUCUCUUCCUCAGUCAAUAACGGUUUGA
Molecule: messenger RNA, 1176 nt
Organism: Sugiyamaella lignohabitans
Lineage: Eukaryota; Fungi; Ascomycota; Dipodascomycetes; Dipodascales; Trichomonascaceae
Gene: HAC1
Product: transcription factor HAC1
Exons: 1
Coding region: 1-1176 (391 amino acids)
Biological process (GO): positive regulation of transcription by RNA polymerase II
Molecular function (GO): DNA-binding transcription factor activity, RNA polymerase II-specific
Source: RefSeq, a predicted model, not a curated record